AUGGAGGUCGCUUUUGGCGUCAUCGGCGCUGUAGGCUUGGGAAUUCAGCUAACGGAGACUGUGAAAAAAGCGCACACAUUUCUACGAGGCGUUGAGGAUGCGCCAGAAGACGUGUUGGGGCUCGUUGACGAUCUUGCACAACUAUACAUGGUUCUUGACCAAACAUGCCUUCUUGCGGAGCAACAGCGAAAUUUGCAGCCUACCAUUCAAUCUCUUACGGUGAUUGAAAGCGCACUUGAAAGCUGUCAGAUCAGUGUGCAGAAGUUGGAACUUAUGGUGAACAAGCUUCAAGCAUUGUUCGACCGUCGAGGAAAAGCUCGAAGAGUCUGGGCGUCGGUGAAGACAGUGGUGAAGAAGGAUGAUGUAGCGCUGUUUCGGAGUCAGAUACAGGGACGUUUGCAGACACUGCAACUGGCUGUGUCCCUGAAUUCGAGUAAUCUUAUAUUACAUCAGAUGCAUGUCGGACCAUUAUACAUGAAGCCAGUGCUUUCUUCCGAGGCCUUGACAGAGUCUAGCAAAGAUCUAACACCCAUUGCACCUAACCAAACAGCUUCACCUCCCGAGACCACAGCCUUAGUUAGACCGAGCUAUAUCAUCGAGACUUCAGAAUCAUAUGAAACACCCUACGAAGGCAUCCUUGGCUGCGUAAGAAUGCAAAGGAAAGCCAAAAAGAUCAUCACACCUUACAAUCGCGGUCAGAAAACGAUCAUUGAGGAAUCAAGGAUCAUUGUUGCUCCAAUUUUCAUGAAUAGGGUUUUUGAGUACCUGUAUUUUCAGAGCUAUGGCCAAGUUGCGCGAGCUCUGAAGAGCUUCCCGGUCCUGCCGUGGCACUCACCUAUUUUUACAAUGUGUCGGAUGGGAGACAUCACAGGCAUUCAGCGAGCUUUUAGCAAUCGUGAAGUGUCGCCGUUCGCAAUUGACGAAGAUGGCUGGACGACUCUGCAUCACGCUUCAGAUACCUGUGAUCUGCAGGACAAGACAGCUGAUCUCUGUCUCAUGCUGAUUCAAAUUGGGAUUGAUUCCAUGCAACCUUGUCAUGGCGGCGACCAGGCUUGGCGUUUGGUAUGGCAACGAGAUUCGUCAGAGAGACUCUUAAGAAUAAUCACUCCAGAUUGGGAUGAUGUCACGUUCAAUGAUCUUGAGUCGAUCUUGGACUCAUGGGAGGGACCUGUAUCAAAAAUGGAAUUCAUGCUCGCCCAUGAAGGAGUCCAAGACAAGAUAAAGCGCGGAUCUCGUCUGUGCGGUUCAGAUGUUCUGCUGAAUCUGGCCUUGAAAGAAUAUGGCUCGGGAGAAGAGGAAUGGAAGAGUAUUAUUAAAACUCGGCUGAGGUGCCAUCCUAAUCUUCACACCUAUCAAAGUCGGUACGGCUAUGGAGACUGUUAUACUUCUCAUUUGGACGCCGUUUUUCAUUACGCAAUGUCUCCCCUUGAAGCAGACAUAGCCGGGAAGAAGUGGCUUGAUCUUUUGGCUGAGGAAGGGUAUGAUGUGGUCACAUACUUAAAGACAGAAGAGAGACUACGUCUCAAGCGUGCACUGAUUCUAGAUCACUCUAGUCAAUUUUCUUAUCUUGGUUACGAACCCCCACGAAAAUUGGUCUUUGCUUCAGGGGAAUAUCCUAUGGUCACUUGGGACUGGUGGAUUGAUUCCAAGUCACCUGCCGGCCUUGUACGUCAUGAAUAUCGACAUCUCGACUACAUAGAAAAUCAAUGGGAAGCGUUGUAUCCUUGUCCUUGGCCAUUUAGCUACGCAAAGUGGGACUUUGAAGGAAUAAAAUGGGGAAAUGAUUGGCAUAUUGAUCAGUAUGAUUUUGCCAUGAAACGCUACGACCGGCGAGCAGAAAAAAAACGACAGAAGCAACUACGAGCACAAGGCCGUCACAAACGUUCUCGAAUGCCAGGAACCUGGGUCGAAUAG
Molecule: messenger RNA, 1914 nt
Organism: Bacidia gigantensis
Lineage: Eukaryota; Fungi; Ascomycota; Lecanoromycetes; Lecanorales; Ramalinaceae
Exons: 2
Coding region: 1-1914 (637 amino acids)
Source: RefSeq, a predicted model, not a curated record